Colletes gigas is the source of this 903-nucleotide messenger RNA. RefSeq names its product diphosphoinositol polyphosphate phosphohydrolase 1 (gene Aps). Bases 334 to 885 code for a protein of 183 amino acids. Gene Ontology annotation, cellular component: nucleus; cytoplasm. The record is from RefSeq and is a predicted model, not a curated record. Gene Ontology annotation, molecular function: bis(5'-adenosyl)-pentaphosphatase activity; bis(5'-adenosyl)-hexaphosphatase activity; diphosphoinositol-polyphosphate diphosphatase activity. Gene Ontology annotation, biological process: diadenosine hexaphosphate catabolic process; diadenosine pentaphosphate catabolic process; diphosphoinositol polyphosphate metabolic process. The transcript has 3 exons. NCBI's taxonomy places the organism in Eukaryota, Metazoa, Arthropoda, Insecta, Hymenoptera, Colletidae.
UUCUGACGUUAUCUUACCCUCUAAUUCCAGAGGGAGUUACUCGCGUAGUGAAUACUUUAAAAGUUUUGAGGUUAUAGUAAAUUUCUGCAAGGACAACAUUUGUGGUGUUAUCGUGAUAUAGCAAUAUUUAAGCAAAGUACCGUCCUUUUUCUUGGACGAGAAAUAGAGCUCUGAUAUUAAUUAUGUGAGCAGUAAGAGCCUGCGGGUUAAUUCUAUGUCAAUGACAUGUCGGCUCCAAAUAACGUUAAAACAAUGCGGGCGUACAGACUGGCCUAUCUGGCCGUCUGACAAAUAUGAAUUUGUGACAUAAUUUCGUAAUUUUUAUAAUCGAACAUGGUCAAAGAGAAACCAAAUUCAAUUCGUAUUUAUGAUUCGGAGGGCUAUAGACGUAGAGCUGCAUGUAUCUGCGUCAAAAACGAUCUUGAAGAUGAGGUACUUUUAGUUACAUCCAGUAGAAGACCAGAUAGUUGGAUAGUACCCGGUGGAGGCGUCGAGCCAGAAGAAGAACCUGCUGUAACCGCGUUACGAGAAGUCAGAGAGGAAGCUGGUGUUUUAGGACAAUUGGGCCGUUGUCUUGGUAUAUUUGAGAACGUAGAACACAAACAUAGAACACAAGUGUGGGUUAUGCGGGUAACCGAAGAGCUACCAGAAUGGGAAGAUUCACGGAAUAUCGGUCGAAAGCGAAAAUGGUUCUCUAUAUCAGAGGCCUUGCUUCAGCUUGCUCAGCACAAACCCGUCCAGCGUUCUUAUAUACACAGCCUCUACAAUACUAAUCCACGACAUAAUCCUAAUAUCUCACCACCUCACCAUUCGCAUACCACUGUAACAUCUAUUCAGUUAAUGAGUAAUUCUAGUAACAAUCCUCAUCUUAACAAACACAGCUAAUAUUAAAUACCAUCCAUU